AUGCUAGAAGAACUCCCUGCCACAUCUACUUCCUCCUCGGACUCUCCCUCGAAAUCAGGGCCCACUGACCCCCCGCAAAAGCGUACGCACCCUCUCUUCGCCGACCUUCUUUUCUCUCGCUCUCAGGAGUGGAAACUCAGCACUAGUGGCUUGAGCGCCGGUGACCAAUUCAGAGGCACUGGCUUUGGAGCUGGUUGGGAGGAUGGUUAUGGGAUUAAUUAUCUCAUAGCACUCAAUCACAUCAAAUUAUGUGUCGAGUCCAAAUUCUCAUCCGCGCUCACCUUCACGAACAAGUUCAAGCAACAUAUCGCAGAUGCGCUCCGGGAUAUGUGCGCGAUUUGCGAGGCUGGAGAGCUCGAGUUAAAAGACAAAAAGAAGAAAUCAGUGGAUGGGGCAGACGCGCGAGUACAGGCGCGGUUAUAG
This is a messenger RNA of Suillus plorans, 423 nucleotides long. RefSeq lists its product as uncharacterized. Gene Ontology annotation, molecular function: acyltransferase activity. The coding region runs from base 1 to 423 and encodes 140 amino acids. The transcript has 2 exons. The record is from RefSeq and is a predicted model, not a curated record. Lineage: Eukaryota; Fungi; Basidiomycota; Agaricomycetes; Boletales; Suillaceae.